Molecule: messenger RNA, 4700 nt
Organism: Salmo salar (Atlantic salmon)
Lineage: Eukaryota; Metazoa; Chordata; Actinopteri; Salmoniformes; Salmonidae
Product: AN1-type zinc finger protein 5
Molecular function (GO): DNA binding; zinc ion binding
Source: RefSeq, a predicted model, not a curated record
CUCCUCUUACUAUAGAAUGAAACGACCGAGAGAGAGAAAGGAAGAGAAGGCACAGCCUCCGUCAGAGAAAAGAGCGAUAAAUACAUUUUGGGGAGAGGAUUUGUUUAAAAACGACUGCUUAACCAGACCAUACAUAUUGUGUGAUUCCGAUCAAUUUGGGCAGGUGAGAAUCGAGAUUUGAAACGGUGGGUUGUCUUGGUGUAUGGUUGAAGACAGAAAAAAGGGACACCGAAGAAUUGGAUCAACAUCAACGUAAUAUGGAAUUUCCGAUGGCCCAAGAGACUAACCCAAGCCUGACGCCUGUGCUUUGUACCACUGGCUGUGGUUUCUAUGGCAACCCCAGGAACAACGGCAUGUGCUCGGUCUGCUACAAGGAGCACCUGAACCGUCAGCAGAGUAGUACCCACGGCUUGAGUCAACUUAGCCCAAUGGGAACAGUUGGUAGUCCUACCCCUGAUGCCUCAGCCAUCCAGCGACUAGAGGCCAGUCUAGCCAAAGAAGACCCUUCAUCUGGCUCUGCUGCAGACAUGGCUAGAACUAUUCAAGGCUCUCUUCCAGUGACUCAACAAAUGACAGAGAUGAGCAUCUCAAGAGAUGAUAAAGCAGAGCCUGUUGUGACUGAGCCUACUGCUUCUAGCCCUGCCACUGGUGACAAGGCUAAGGGAGACACCCCCAAUCCCAAGAAGAAUAGGUGCUUCAUGUGCCGCAAGAGGGUGGGCCUAACAGGGUUCGAUUGUCGCUGUGGGAACCUGUUCUGCGGUCUCCAUCGGUACUCCGACAAGCACAACUGCCCUUACGACUACAAGGCGGAGGCAGCUGCCAAGAUCCGCAAGGAGAACCCUGUAGUGGUCGCCGACAAGAUUCAGAGAAUAUAGGGUUAAGAACCAUCCACAAAGACUGAAGUAUGAUUGGACCCUCGACAUGAACAUUGGCAUGAGUGGCAAAAGGAUAUCGGACUCGUUUUUAAAAUCACAACCUUGAGAAAAGUGAAAGAGACCUUGCCUGAGGGGGAGAUGCAUGAACGAUCACUAUUUGUCUUGUUUUUUUAUGUUUCCGUUUGUUUUUCCUGUGUCUUUGCCGAUAUUCUGUUUUUUGUUGUCUUUUAAAAAGAAUCCCAGGGUACCUGUUGAUGAGACGUAGUGAAUGUGGGAGAUGGAUAGAAAUGCCAUAAAUAGAGCCACCAUGAUCCACCCCUUCAACAGGUCAGAGGCAUGUCUGUUCUGCGGAACCUAUUUCUAUCUGGACGUUCCAUCACAACGUUGUGCCCCACUGAAUACAGCCCCUGAGCUGUUUGGCCGCUUUGUUGCCAAAUAGACAACGGACAUUUUGUCUAAAGUUGUAUGCACGUGCAGUAUCCCGACGAGUUCAGUUGUCUCCAUUUCUACUCUCCAUUCACAUCAGUUGGUCGGGUCAGUUGUCCGAAAGGUAUGACCGCUCGAACUGCAAACUUUUCCAAAAUGCAUGUGGUCGUUGUUUCAAACUUCUGUGUGACCGUUUCCGCCACUGGGCACUUCUGCCACAGUGCUCUCUCACAGCUGCUACCCUAGCGUGCAUGCAAUUGCAAACAUAUUCAUGGGAAAACAGCUGUUCACUAAUUUGUAUUGAACACAAAAGGUAAUAUGGCAGAGGGCUCUGUCUGUACACAGUGUUGUACCCUCGCUGUCUUGCAUGACAAAGACACGUAAGCCUCUCCGACCUGCCUACCUCGCAGCAGGACAUGUUUCUCCUCAUCGCAUUGUGCGUGUGAAGCCUUCUCUUAAAAUCACUUCGUUAUUUCCAGGUGAGGGGGUUACCUCGAUAGGCCAUUUUUAGGUAACCUGGUCAUCGGGCACCGUUUCCUUUUGAUCAAGUGACUGACAGUCAUAAGAGGUGUGAGAACGGGGACAAAAAAACGUUUAAUUAACCAGCUAUCAUGUGGGACUGAACUUUUAGUCAAGGAGUUCCAUCAGAAUCUCCCAACUGGCUCUCAUGCAGAGGGUUGCGUACACUGACCCUGGUGCAGUUCUGAGUGAGGCUUGGGCACUACCCGUCUAUGUUACCUGAUAUAUGGGGGUAUGAAUGGGAUAGCGCAACCCAUGCAGUUGUGUAAAAUAUCUGAAUGAAUUGGCAUCACUCGACUAGUGCUAGGUCAUUUUUGUGAAUCCUCAGACAUUAGCACAUGUAUUCAGUGUAGUUAGGCUAUGUGAUCCAGCCAUGCUGUGUGUGUGUGUGAGCACAUGGUUGUCAGUGUGUGUGCGCCCCCCUCCUUAGUCUGAAGCAAUAUGGGUUAAACAGCACAAGCUACAGGAGCAUGCCAGAGCUACGGUUUGAAAAAGAGAUUACAGAGUUGGACAACUUCUCUUUUCAGCUUUCUAUCCGCUCUGUGUGUGUGUGUGUGUGUGUGUGUGUGUGUGUGAUCGAGCCGUGUCUUUUCUUUGGGGGGGCUGUGUUGAUCUUAUUUUUGUUCUGUAGGGAUGUGAGUUUUUUUUUUUAAGAAAUUUCGGUUUCCCCUUUUGAUUGUUAGUUUAUAUGCAAAUUUGUACAAAACUGUUUUAUGUAUUACAUAUCUUGCUACCCAGCAUUACAGCAGCAUUGUAUCAUGUAAAUAGACUGUACAGAGAGACAGUACAAGGCCUGGUAUUGGUGGUUUGGAUUACAGCUUCACUUGUUAUCAACGAUGUCAUUUGGAUCAGGAUCCCACAUUGUAUAUACAUGCAUCUGUUGUCUAUUGCGCCUGUGAGCUCAACUAUGCUAUAGCAUUACAAGUAGAGGUUGGAGUGUUAAGGAAAAAGGAUUGCCUGGGUAAAGGUGAAUGUGUGCCAGUCACUAUCUUUUUCAAACUUUUUUUGCACACCUGUCAUAUGCUUGGGGGAGUGUGUUGGCAGAUGGUGUCACGCUGGCAGCUGCUCAGACAGCUGAGGCCGGGGCAGAGAGGAAGACCGAGAAGAUGACGACUACUAAGCUCAACUCCCUGCCCCAGUACCCCUCCGUCUGAGCAGGGAGAAGAACGAGGACAGCUGAUGUGGGACAUGAGCAUCAGAGAACCAAUGUGUUCUGUUCAACCUGACCCAGGAACAGCUGGGGAGGUCCUGUAGCCUACCUCUGAGGGUUGGGACAGACGCACAUCUACCCCCUGGUGAACCCCUGUCUAAUGUGUCUGUUUCGCUUGCCAUGUGUUAGUGAGUGUGCAUAUGUCUGGAAAGCUGGCUCAGUGUGACAGAUGUGGAUUUAACAUGAAUGCACCUUAGUCUACUGUGGGGAGUUAAGAACACUGCGAGGGGACAACGGGAGAGCUAGGGCAACUACGGUAGGAAGGAGAUUGUUCCAAAUCAACCUCUAGCCCCUACACCAAGGCACUCCUGUAGAUCUGAAGGGAUUGGAUAAGCAUUAUGGUAGUAGCUUCGUCUUGCCUUUUAGAUUAGCUGGGUGGAAAUAUAUUGCUUCUAUCUAUACAAUCCUCUCAGUUCUACAGGAUGGUUUAGGAGUUGGAUUUUAAUCCAGGGUGUGAGGGCAAUAGGGGAGCAUUUUGAUAGGUCAGGGCGAGUUCACUGUGAACAUAGGGAAUGGACAUGUUUGAGAUUCUGAAGGGUUGACCCGAGGUACCAUCACUGAACUCUGUGUGACCAGUCUGAGCCUGGUCCCAACGAUGACACUCCCUUACCAUACAGAACACUAAAGACACUCCUAGAAAUAAAUACUCUACUAUACAGAACACUAAACAAACAGUCAGAGGAAUACUUGCUCACUGUCCCAUUCAUCCUUUUGAACCUGUUCUACUUCAUCAUCUCCCUUAAGACAGGCGUCCCCCACUUUAGCCCAGAAUGGAUGGAUGAAGAGAAAAGGGGAGAGGGAGUCAUGAGUUUUUAGGCAUGCUAUUGACCUAGGUUUAACAAUACGUGUCAGUAGCCAUCUAGGAAGCUUCCUUUAAGUCAGAGGGAGAAUCUGUUGCGUUCUCCUCGCCUCCUAAAAACGCAUUGGAUGAGAAAGCCAGAUGUUCCUCCUCUGACCUCCAAUGGGUUUUGAGAAUGAGGUGAAGAGAGGACAGGAAGAAUAGGAGUGGUCACAGGAUACGUGUCAUUGAGAGAGAGUGGAGGGUAGAGAGAGAAAAAGGGGAAGAUUGACAAAUGGUGUGCAUGUAGACAAAUCAGUGGAUGAAUGAUUGAAGACUGGGUAAGCAGGGAUGGGGCAAAAAUAACCAAUUCUGAAAGUCAAGUGUUGAAAUAACAUGAUUAAAAGGCCAAUGGUAGGUCCAGAGGUCACAGCUUUUCACUGACUGGGAAAUAAAGGAAAGUGCUAUUCGUCUUGACAUAGGGAAGAUCUCAAUUGCAUACUCAUCUUCUCAAAACCCAUUGAAUGAGAAAUUCUGAGGUCCCACCCCUGACCUUUUCCUCCAUUGGGCUUUGAUGAGGAGAGAGGAUGCAAGGAUAUUGCAUUUGAGAUCUUCCCUAGUUUUACAUUACUACACUUUGAAACUGGUAACCAGGGUUCGGGUGAAUUCCCAUUUCAAUUCCAAUUCUCUACAAUGUGGAAAAAAUGGAAUUGGAGUUCAGUUUACUUUUUGAAUUGACUGGAAGUCCCAGAAAUGAUUGGAGUCAUGGCAGCAGCGAAAGUCAAGUAAUAAACCACAAAGUCGCCAACUUUAAAGGUGAAAAAUAUAUUUGACUCAAUGCAGUAUUGUCAUUUCAUACAAUAUAAAUGAGUCAUUAAAAAGCUACGACAAA